This is a messenger RNA of Anoplophora glabripennis (Asian longhorned beetle), 13701 nucleotides long. RefSeq names its product dynein heavy chain 8, axonemal (gene kl-3). Gene Ontology annotation, biological process: microtubule-based movement. Gene Ontology annotation, cellular component: dynein complex. Gene Ontology annotation, molecular function: minus-end-directed microtubule motor activity; dynein light intermediate chain binding; dynein intermediate chain binding. The transcript has 63 exons. The record is from RefSeq and is a predicted model, not a curated record. NCBI's taxonomy places the organism in Eukaryota, Metazoa, Arthropoda, Insecta, Coleoptera, Cerambycidae. The coding region runs from base 448 to 13701 and encodes 4417 amino acids.
CAACAAAAAUUGAAGGAGCAGCGGAUGCAACGUUAUCAAGAGCUCCAGUUGCCCCAUAGACACAUAUGUGACAUGGUGGCGAUGUACUGGGGCAUCGAACCAAAUGAUGUCAUGGAUGGCGUUAUUGAUGACCCAGAGUAUUUAAAUUUGCUGCAAAGUUUCCUAGAUAAAGGCAAAAUUAUGUCCAUCUUGUUCUUUUAUCAAGAUGGCCCACCUUAUCCUAUAGAGACUGGCCGAUUUAACGCGGCUCAAAAAGAUCCUAUAAAAAGAAUUUACAUCACUAACGGAUCAGUAAUGCCACUAGCGGAGAAAGCUAUAGCUGUGUACAAGUACCGCAAUGUGGGGCUCGACUUAAAAAAUAUAAACGACGUAAUGGAAAAAAUGGCCUCACUGGUCUUCCAUUCAUAUUGCGAUUUGUUUUAGGACGCUUGUUUUAUACAGAUCGACAUGGAUUGCGGCAGGGCCAAUUUGGCAGCUGUAAUUUAUGAUAUUUUAGCGGAAUUAACCGCCCCCCUACUGGCAUUAUCAAAAGAUUGGGGAGAUCUGCCAAAGACGGAAAAUGGACGAAUGCAAAAGUUGAACUUCGAGGGAGACUUUUCCUCUUUCGUCACUUUCCUCGACGAAACAAAAAUGGACCUGCAAGGGAUCGUACACUUUGGAUUUGACGCUAAUCUGUUGAACGAGAUUAGUGAGGAAAAAAGGGAAAGGGCUUAUUUUAAUAAGCCGCUCGUCCAACAAAUCGAAACGGCUGUGAGAGUGUGGCACAAGAUUAUAGAAAAGUGUUUGGUGCAAUACAGACAACUAAGGAGAGAAAAUGAGUUUGUGGGUCCGGUAGUCGAAAUAGAAUACUGGAGGAGGCAACUAGCCAGAUUCACCUGCGUCGUUGAGUUUCUCGAGACCGACCAAUGUAAACAGUUCAUCGAAUUUAUUCAGUACGUCGGGAAUAAUAAGAUUAUUAAGAUUUGGAAGAAACAUGUCGACGCGGCGUACGAUACCAAAAACGAAUGCGCCGACAACGUCAAAUAUUUAUACUCCAUGGAACAGUACUGGCAACCUUUCUACAGACUGGAGCCGCCGCAGCUUCCGCAGUACGUGCAACCCCUUCUUCACGCUGUCCGCAUGGUACAUACCACGUCGAGAUACUACAACAGCACCGCCAACGUUACGGCGUUGUUGGUGAAAGUGUCGAACCAGAUUAUAAUAAAAUGUAGGAAUUAUUUGAACUGCUAUGGGACUAAAACGAUCUGGAAUCAACCUAAACAGGCCGUUUUAGACAAAAUCAAGACAUGCUUGGACUUAUACUUGAAAUACUACCAGUGCUUCAAGCAUACCGAGCAGCACAUGAGUGAAGCAGACGAAAAGCGGUUCGAUUGUUCUGAAAUGUUCGUUUUUGGUAAACUGGAAUCGUUUCAGAAAAGGCUUGAAGAAAUCGUUUUCGUCCUGAACACCACCAUAAAAUAUUCCAUUUUGCAAAGCAGCAACAUUGAAGGUAUCGACUCUUAUGCAAACAAGUUCAUCGAGUUCCACAAGAAGAUAUCGUCACAAAAAUAUGACGCCUUAAACCACCGUCUUCCAAACUUCGACAAAGACUAUAAGGAUUUCCGGCAAAACGUCGUGGACACGGAGUGGGAACUGGAAGAAUUUGUGGGAAACUCACUAGAGAACAUGACCGACGUCGACAAUGUACUGAGACUGUUAAAACGAUUUGAAAAAUUGAAUCUCGAGUGCUUGCACCUGGACGAGAGAUAUCUGGAAGCGAUGCAGAUGUUCCAAACUGAGAUCGACAUUCUGCGGGAUCGGUAUAACGAGGAGAGACAAUCGCCUUUGGUGCCGAGAAAUAUGCCGCCCGUCAGCGGUCGCAUAAUGUGGAUAAGGCACUUUUAUAAGAGGAUAGAGGAGCCAAUGGAAGUGUUCAAAACAAAACCACGGGUUAUGCGGCAUAGGAAAGUGCAAAAAUGCAUUCAACUCUUCAAUGCGAUGUCUCUAGUCUUUGUGCAGUAUGAGAAUAUAUACCACGAUGCGUGGUAUGCAUUUGCUGGUCAGGUAAGGCACUGCUUAAUGGCUCCGAUCAUGUACAAACAUGAGAAAACUAAACGUUAUUGUGUGAAUUUCCACCCGUACAUCACGGAGGUUAUUAGGGAAGCGGAAUAUAUGUACAAAUUGGAUUUAGCUGUUCCCGACGUGGGCCAGGUCCUCGUUUUUUGCAAGGAGAAGCUGCUCAACUCGUACGAAGUUGUCAAGGCGCUGGUGGCAAGGAACGAUUCCAUAAGAAUGAACAUUCCCACUUUGUUUCUGCCCAUGAUGAGGGUCCAGUUGAUAAAAAUGGAAAACGUUUUCAUGCCUGGUUUCUCGACGAUAACGUGGACUUCCAUGAAAAUACCGCAGUUCUGCCAGGAGGUAACGGACGUUUUGGAUUACAUCGAAAUGUUCGUUAAAGAAGUGAAGGAUAUGAAGGAGGCCAGGAUAGACGAGGUCCUGGAGACCUUGGCCAGGACUUGUCUGGUGUACGUUCCCUCUGAGGCGACGAGCCCUAGCGAGUUCCUAGACCUUAACAUAAAGCACCGGCAAAAAAUCUGUAGGGACAUUGAACUGAAGUCCUCGACCGUGGAGAAGUGUGUGAUUGACUUGAUUAACAAAUUUUUGAGUGUCAUCGAUCAACCGGAUUUGCAGAGAAACAAGUAUAACUGGCUAGUGCCUGAGAAGGUUUUGAAACCGAUUGGUUCAUCGUCGAAACUACUCAUGUCAGGAGAUGCAGCUUUCAGGGAAAUCGACCGAAACGUUCCUUUGGACCUGGCUUCUAUACACUCGGAUUGUAUUGAGAUGUUCUCGUAUUUCAAUAUGAAAAUUAUCGAUGCUUUAAUUAAAUGUACAAAAUUGUCCCUGGAAAAAGUGAAGCGCAGGGCGGUAAGCUUAGGAGAUUCCACUGCAAAGCCGAUCAUGAAGACCAACAUGAUCCUACAAAUUCCCAUUGCCACAAUAAACCCAAGUUUGGACGAAAUUCAAAGCCACUUCGCGCAAGUGUUGAACAAUAUCUUGGACACUCACAAGUAUAUAAGUAUGUGGGGGCAAGAUGUCGACAAGAAGAAAUCUACCAUUAAAACGAAAAAAGAGGAUGCCGAGAGUUUGAUAAAACCUUACAACUAUUUCAAAGUCGUCAGCGAGAACAAGGAAAUAGUGAGAAUUUUCAUGAGCCUCCAAGGCGUCAUGUACCUAGUAAAUCCGGACAUUUUAAGCCUUUUGGAAAAAUAUCUGGAGUGGAAUUUCCUUUGGGCCGAGGACAGGGAUAAGCAGAUCGAGGACUUUUGCGAGACCAAUCCGCUUAUCGUAGAGAUCUCCGAGAGAUUCCAGGAAUACGACGCGAGGGCCGAGGUGAUAAAGCAACUGCCACAGAAACAUAACAUCGGCGCCGUCCAAGUUGCGAUGGAAAUGUACAAAUUAGCUUUGCUGGUGGAAUCCGAAGCUUGGAAACACAUACUGGGCAAAAAGCUCGGGCUGCUUUAUAAGCAGAAGCUGAAUAAGAUGGUAGAUUUCAUCAAAACUCAGGAGAAAAUUUUGAACAAACCAAUUAAAGACUUGGACGACUGCCGGCUUGCGAUGAACUGUUUGGAAGUCAUAAGGGAGAACUUCAUAGAAAUGGACAUGGAUCUAGGACUGAUGGAAGAAGCAUACGGCACCUUUGCCAGAUUUAAUAUCGACGUCCCCAAAGAGGAGAUAGAAAGGGUCGAAUCUCUCAGAUUUAAUUUCCAGAAUAUGGUUACCCAUUCAAAACUAAUACAGGAAGAGAUCUGCACGGUGCAAGGCCCCCUUCUGGAGGAGUUAACCGAAGGCGUAGCCAAAUUCAAGGAUGACGUCGCUAUUUUCGACAAGGACUUUGAAGAGAAAGGUCCCAUGGUCCCAGGUCUGUCGGCUCGGGAGGCCAGCGACAGAGUACUGGUGUUCCAAGACCGCUUCGACGAACUCUGGAGGAAAUUCGAGAUGUACAGCAGCGGCGAAAGGCUUUUCGGCCUGGAAGUGAACGAUUAUCCCGUACUACACAAAAGGAAGAAAGAAUUUAAUCUGCUGAAUAAACUUUACGGCCUCUAUUUGGCCGUCAAUCACAGUAUAGACGGUUACUUUGAUAUCUUGUGGAGCGACGUGGAUACGGAUGUGAUUUUCGCGGAGCUGCAGGAAUUCCAGAACAGAUGCCGUAAACUUCCAAAAGGCAUGAAAGAUUGGCCUGCGUUCCUGGAUUUGAAAAAGAAAAUUGAUGACUUUAGUGAGACUUGUCCUUUGCUGGAAUUGAUGGCUAAUAAGGCCAUGAAAGACAGGCACUGGAAGAGGAUAAGCAACGUUACCAAUUACACUUUUGACGUGGAAUCGCCCACUUUUACUCUCAGAAACGUGAUGGAAGCCCCUCUGCUGGCCUUCAAAGACGACGUAGAAGAUAUUUGCAUCAGCGCCGUCAAGGAGAAAGACAUAGAAGCCAAGCUGAAGCAAGUGAUAGCGGACUGGGCGAUCGUGGAGCUGUCUUUUGCCACUUUUAAAACCAGAGGCGAACUGUUACUGAAGGGGCAGGAAACGGGGGAAAUUAUCACCGCGUUGGAGGACAGCUUGAUGGUGAUGAACUCGCUUUUAAGUAACAGAUACAACGCUCCUUUUAAAAAAGAUAUCCAGCUGUGGGUGCACAAGUUGGUGGACACCUCCGAGAUUUUGGAAAAGUGGAUGAUCGUGCAGAACCUUUGGGUAUAUCUGGAAGCUGUGUUUGUCGGCGGCGACAUCUCCCGCCAAUUGCCGGCAGAGGCCAAGAGAUUUAACAAUAUCGAUAAAUCCUGGAUCAAAAUCAUGCAGAGGGCGCACGAAAUUCCGAACGCCGUAGAAUGCUGCACGGGGGACGAGACCAUGGGCCAGUUGCUGCCUCAUCUCCUGGAACAGUUGGAGACCUGCCAGAAGAGUUUAACGGGAUAUUUAGAAUCCAAACGGUUAUGCUUCCCGAGGUUCUUUUUCAUUUCCGAUCCGGUGCUGUUGGAAAUAUUGGGUCAGAGCUCGGACCCGUCUUCCAUCCAGCCGCAUUUACCCAGUUUAUUUGAUGCAGUUUUUAAAGUGGACUUUGACGACAAAAAAACCGACACUAUCAUAACGAUGAAAUCCGAUCUAGGCGAGAAGGUUCCUUUCGAGAAGGGAGUCCAGUGUGUGGGCGGUGUAGAGUUCUGGUUGAACAGUCUCCUCCAGAUGGUCAGAGACACUGUGAAGAACGUCAUCGCUUCACAAGCCCAGUGCUUCGUGGAUCCAAACUAUGACUUUGUAGCUAACUUCGUUACGUUCUGUGGACAGGCCGGCCUAGUAGGUGUGCAAAUUCUGUGGACUAAGGAGGCCGAAAUCGCUAUAAAGAAAGCUAGAGUGGACAGGAUGCUGAUGAAAAUCACGAACCAGAGGUUCUUGGAUCUACUAAACGCCCUUAUCGAUUUGACGUCGCAGGAUCUAACGAAAAUGCAGAGGGUGCGUUACGAAACGAUGGUAACAAUACACGUCCAUCAGAGGGACAUAUUCGAUACCAUCUGCAAGCAGAGGGUGAAGUCCAUCCUGGACUUUGCCUGGCAAGCCCAGACGAGGUUCUAUUACAACGAAGAAAACGACGACGUCCUCGUAAAGAUAACAGAUGUCAUAUUCUUGUACCAGAACGAGUACUUGGGUAUUACGGAACGUUUGGCUAUUACUCCACUGACCGACAGGUGUUACAUCACCUUAGCGCAAGCCAUUUGGAUAAACAUGGGCGGCGCCCCCGCCGGUCCUGCCGGAACUGGUAAAACAGAGACGACCAAGGACAUGGGGAGAACUCUCGGUAAAUUUGUAGUUGUGUUCAAUUGUUCUGAUCAGAUGGACUUCCGAGGCCUCGGGAGAAUUUUCAAGGGUUUAGCUCAGUCUGGAACCUGGGGCUGUUUUGACGAGUUCAAUCGUAUAGAACUGCCGGUCCUCUCAGUAGCGGCGCAGCAGAUAUUCAUCGUGUUACAAGCGAGGAAGGAGAGAAAACCAAUGUUUAUUUUCAUGGACGGUGACAAUGUAUCGAUGAACAUCGAAUUUGGGAUUUUCUUAACCAUGAAUCCCGGCUAUGCCGGUCGACAAGAAUUGCCGGAAAACUUGAAAAUCAUGUUCCGCAGCGUCGCCAUGAUGGUGCCCGACAGGCAGAUCAUCAUUCGGGUGAAGCUGGCAUCCUGCGGGUUCAAAGACAACGUGUACCUGUCCAGGAAGUUUUACACCCUGUACCAAUUGUGUGAAGAACAACUGUCUAAGCAGGUGCAUUACGAUUUCGGUCUGAGGAACAUUCUUUCGGUGUUACGUACCCUCGGAGCUCAGAAACGAGCCAACCCCAACGACAGUGAAGAAGUGACCGUUAUGAGAGUCUUGAGAGACAUGAAUCUGAGUAAAUUGAUAGACGAAGAUGAACCUCUGUUCCUUUCGCUGAUCGAGGACAUGUUCCCCGGGAUCAAGUUGAUGACGAAGACGUGGAAAGAUCUUCAGAAAGCGAUAACGAACCAGACGGCUGAGAUGGGCCUGAUCAAUUAUCCCAGUUGGAACUUGAAACUAGUCCAGCUCUAUGAAACGUCGUUAGUCCGGCAUGGCCUCAUGGUUUUAGGUCCAACGGGUGCCGGUAAAACAAAAUGUAUGCACUGCCUGAUGCGGUCGAUGACGGAAAUGGGUCUUUCACAUAAAGAACUGAGGAUGAAUCCCAAAGCUAUCACAGCGCCACAAAUGUUCGGAAGGCUGGACGUAGCGACAAACGAUUGGACGGAUGGUAUUUUCUCCACGCUGUGGAGAAGAACCUUAAAAUUCAAGAAAAGGGAUUAUUGUUGGUUAGUCCUGGAUGGGCCAGUAGAUGCAGUGUGGAUCGAGAACCUCAACUCUGUUUUGGACGACAAUAAAACGUUAACCUUGGCCAACGGCGACCGUAUAGUGAUGGCCGCCAACUGUAAACUGGUGUUUGAGCCCGACAACGUGGACAACGCCAGUCCGGCGACCGUAUCCAGGAUGGGUAUGGUGUUUAUGAGUUCCUCGGUCCUGCCUUGGUCCCCCAUAUUAGAGGGUUGGCUGAAGACUAGGCCGCAAGCCGAAGCAGAUACCAUCAGAAUCCUAUUUAAUAAGUGCUACGACGACUUGCACACCUACGUCCAGACGCGUCUCAAGGCUAAGAUGUUUGUUAGGGAGGCGUUUUAUAUCAGGCAGUGCACGGAUAUAUUGCAAGGGAUUUUGGACAUAUCCGACGAACCCAAGGUUUGGACUGACAAGCAAUUAGAACGUCUGUAUCUAUUUUCGACGAUGUGGUCGCUAGGGGCGUUGUUAGAACUUGACGGCAGGGCUAAGCUGGAAGAGAUCGCCGUGACUCAUCCGUCUAAAAUGGACUGGCCGAAAUGUAACGAAAACGAGACUAUUUUCGAAUACGUGGUUAACCCCGAGAACGGACGGUGGGAACACUGGUCUCAAAGGGUUGAGCAGUUCGUGUAUCCCACUGACAGCAUCUUGGAAUUCACUGGUAUUUUAGUGCCAAAUGUCGACAACGUGAGAACUGCUUUCCUGAUCCAGAAUAUCGCGAAGCAAACUAAAGCAGUGCUGCUUAUAGGUGAGCCUGGUACAGCAAAAACUGUCAUGAUUAAAGGAUUCACCACUUCGUUUGACCCAGACUUUCAGCUGAGCAAGUGCUUUAACUUUUCUUCUGCCACUACACCUAACAUGGUGCAGCGAAUUAUUGAGUCAUAUGUGGACAAACGAGUGGGAACCACCUUUGGUCCCCCGGCAGGAAAAACCUUGACGAUAUUCAUAGAUGAUAUAAAUAUGCCUGUAAUCAACGACUGGGGAGAUCAGAUAACCAACGAAAUUGUAAGGCAGCUCAUGGAAACGGGAGGCUUCUACAGUUUGGACAAGCCUGGCGAUUUCUCUUUUAUUGUGGACGUAAUGUUCCUGGCAGCUAUGAUCCAUCCAGGGGGCGGCAGAAACGAUAUACCGCACCGACUUAAGAGGCAGUUCUGUAUAUUUAACUGCACGUUGCCUAGUACCACGUCUAUGGAUUUGAUUUUCAGUCAAAUCGGAUGCGGCUACUUCUGCAUCGAAAGAUUCAAUCAGGAAGUAGUGGAUUUCCUUCCGAAGCUCGUACCUUUAACCAGGCACAUCUGGCAGAACACGAAAAAGAAGAUGCUGCCGACGCCGGCCAAGUUCCACUACGUCUUCAACUUACGAGACCUGUCUCGUAUCUGGCAGGGCAUCCUAACCGUCCAGAAUCUCGAGUGUCAGACCAAAACGUCGUUGCUAAAGCUGUGGCAACACGAGUGCGCAAGAGUGAUAGCUGAUCGAUUCAUAGAGGAUAUGGACAGAAUUUGGUUUAUGGAGAAUAUUAGAAAACAAGCAGAGGAGGAACUGGGUGAAGAUUAUCAGUUCUACACGCAAGAAGAAUCCUUCUGGGUAGAUUUCCUUAGGGAGCCGCCUGAGGCGACAGGAGAUGAACCGGAGGACUUUUGCUUCGACGCUCCUAAGAUUUACGAAGAGAUACCCAGUUGGGAAUUUUUGAAGGAGAAAUUAUUCACGUUUAUGGCGACAUAUAACGAGCAGGUACGAGGCGCCAGUAUGGACUUGGUGUUCUUCCACGAUGCCAUGGUACACUUAAUGAUAAUAUCCAGGAUCAUAAGGACAGCCAGGGGAAACGCUCUUCUUGUAGGAGUCGGUGGAUCCGGCAAGCAGAGCUUGACCAGACUGGCCAGUUUCAUGGCAAAUUAUAACAGCUUCCAGAUACAGCUAACCAGAUCGUACAACGUAAGUAACUUGAUGGACGACAUGAAAUAUCUGUAUCGGGAAGCGGGUAUGGUAGGCCACGGUACAACGUUCAUCUUCACCGACAACGAAAUCAAGGAGGAGACUUUCUUGGAGAGUUUGAAUAAUAUCCUGAGCUCAGGAGAAAUAGCGAAUCUUUUCGCUAAAGACGAGCUCGACGAGAUACAGUCGACUCUGAUACCUGUGAUGAAGAAGCUGCAACCAAAACGUCCACCGACGGUGGAUAACCUAUACGACUUUUUCAUCACCAGAGCGAGGUCGAAUUUACACGUAACCUUGUGCUUCUCACCGGUCGGAGAAAAGUUUAGAAAAAGGGCGUUGAAGUUCCCCGGAUUAAUUUCCGGAUGCACGAUGGACUGGUUCUCUAAGUGGCCGGAGGACGCGUUGAUAGAAGUAUCUUCGCACUUCCUGAAAAACUACGCUGUGGUAUCCACGCCUGAAGUGAAACAGGAACUAAUUUACAUCAUGGCGGAGAUCCAAGACGAUGUGGCGGAAUUCUGCGUCCAGUACUUCAACAAAUUCCGCCGAAGGACGUAUGUCACGCCGAAAACGUUCAUAUCCUUCCUAGGGGCGUACCAGGUGCUUUACAAGAAGAAGCUGGAUGAAAUCGGGGUUUUGGCGAUGCGCAUGAAGAGCGGUUUGACGAAACUGGUCGAGGCGCAAGUCAGCGUGGACGAGCUGAGGAAGGAGUUGGCCGUUAAAGAAAAGGAAAUGAGCGUUGCCACUGAAGCUGCCGAAAAAGUGCUGAAUGAGGUGUUGGCGGCAUCGGAGGUGGCGAACAAAAUCAAAGAAGAGGCAACUAUCGUGAAAGACAGGGCUGAAAAUCUGGUGGCGCUGAUCAGUGUGGAUCAAAAGGAAGCAGAAGGCAAACUGUUGGCAGCUAAGCCUGCUCUGGACGCUGCCGAACAAGCUUUGCUAACAAUUAAAGCAUCGGAUAUCGCGACUGUCAGGAAAUUAGGUAAACCGCCAUUCUUAAUUACCGUUAUCAUGGACGCAGUGUGCAUUUAUUUCAAGAGAAAGCUGGAUCCGGUAAAACCUGAUCCCGAGAAGAACUUUUUGAUGACGUCUUGGGGUGAAUCUCUAAAGGUAAUGGCGGAUACUCAGUUCUUAAGAAAACUGCAGGAGUACCCCAAGGAUACCAUCAAUGCAGAAAUCGUCGAUUUACUCGUUCCGUAUUUUAAUUUCCCCUUAUACACAUUCGAGGCUGCCAAGACUGCUUGCGGCAACGUAGCGGGUCUGAUUUCUUGGACCAUCGCUAUGGCGUCCUUCUUCGAAGUCAACAGAGAAGUGCUGCCGUUAAAAGCAAAUUUGGCCAUUCAGCAGGUGAAACUGAACAGAGCCCAAGACGAACUAUCGUCGGCCAUGGAACUGUUGAGGACCAAAGAGGAGGAAGUCAAACAGUGUCAAGAUCAGUACGAUGUGGCCAUGGCAUUUAAAAAGGCAGUUUUCGAGGACGCGAUGAAGGUGAAGAACAAAAUGGACGCCGCCACCGCCUUAAUAGAUGGACUGGCAGGUGAGAGAGUUCGCUGGACGGACCAGUUGGCCCAGUUCAAGGCGGAAACCGAGAGGCUCGUGGGCGACGUCGUACUGCUUACCGGCUUUUUGGGGUACACUGGUCCCUUCAAUCAGGAAUUUAGGUUUGUCAUGCAACAAUCGUGGCUCGACAGCUUAGCGAAAAGGAAGAUACCCGUCACUCUAAGCCUCAAUAUUAUCGACAGCUUAUCAGACACGGCGACGGUUGGGGAGUGGAAUCUUCAAGGUUUGCCAACUGACGAUCUGUCGGUUCAAAACGGCAUUAUCGUGACGACAGCUCGACGCUAUCCGCUGCUAAUCGAUCCACAGUCCCAAGGAAAGACUUGGAUCAAAGAGAAAGAGAGGGCGAAUCAGUUAAUAGUCAGUCAGUUGACGCACAAGUAUUUCAGGAAUCACAUAGAAGACGCCGUCUCUCUAGGAUACCCGAUGAUCAUCGAAGACAUAGGUGAAGAAUUGGACCCUGCUCUGGACAACGUACUGGAAAAGAAUCACAUCAAAGUGGGUACUACGUACAAAGUAAAAGUCGGGGACAAAGAGGUGGACGUCAACAACAGCUUCAGAUUGUACAUAACCACAAAACUGGCAAAUCCCAGUUACACCCCCGAGAUAUUUGCGAGGACGUCCGUCAUCGACUUCACGGUGACCAUGAAGGGUCUGGAAGACCAGCUGCUCGGCAGGGUGAUACUCACGGAAAAGAGGGAACUGGAGACGGAACGGACUAACCUGAUAAAGGACGUGACGGCGAACCGGAGGAAGAUGCAGGAACUCGAACAGAACCUCCUGUACAAACUGACCACCACGAAGGGCUCCUUAUUAGACGACGAAACUGUUAUCGGCGUGUUAAAUACGACCAAGGCUACGGCCAACGAGGUCAAGGAGAAAUUAACGAUCGCCAAGGAGACCGAGACGAAAAUUAACCUGGCCAGGGAAGAGUUUCGGCCGGUUGCCACUAGGGGGAGCGUGCUGUACUUCCUCAUCGUGAGCAUGGCUAUGGUUAACGUGAUGUACCAAACUUCUCUGGUGCAGUUCUUGGAGAGGUUCGACAUCUCCAUGUACAGAUCGGAAAAAACUCCUAUUAUAUCCAAACGAAUAAAUAACAUAAUAGAGUAUCUCACAUAUGAAAUAUUUAAAUACAAGUGCAGGGGGUUAUACGAAGAACACAAGUACAUGUUCGUCCUACUCAUGUGCCUGAGGAUAGAUCUUCAGCGAGAAGCUAUCACUCACGAGGAAUUCGAGAAUUUUAUUAAGGGGGGCGCCGCGCUCGACCUCAACGCCUGCCCUCCGAAACCGUCUUCGUGGAUCACAGACAUGACCUGGCUCAACCUGGUCGAAUUGUCGAAACUACGGCAUUUCCAGUAUAUCAUUCAACAGGUCGCGGACAACGACAAGCAGUGGAAAAAUUGGUUUGACAAAGACGCGCCCGAAGAAGCAGUCAUACCAGAUGGCUACAAUUCGUUAGAUACCUUCAGAAAGUUGCUGAUGAUAAGAGCUUGGUGCCCCGACAGGACGAUAACUCAAAGCAGAAAGUACGUGGCAAGCUCCCUAGGCCAGAAGUUCUCCGAACCCGUCAUAUUGAACAUGGAGGUCCUCUACAACGAAUCGAGGGCUCUAACACCGAUGAUAUGCUUCUUGAGCAUCGGUUCUGAUCCGAGCCCCUUUAUAGAACAGCUAGCGAAGCGGCUCGAAUUUAGGGUAAAGUCCAUCUCCAUGGGCCAAGGUCAGGAGGUCCACGCGAGGAAAAUGAUGACGCAGGCCAUGACGGAGGGUUUCUGGGCCCUGCUGCAGAACUGUCACUUGUCGCUGGAGUACAUGGAUGAGGUGCUGGGUCAAUUUUUGGAUUUGGAAAAGGGAAUCGGUUCCGUCAACCCUGAUUUUAGACUGUGGAUUACCACGGAAGUGCACCCGAGUUUUCCAAUAAGUUUACUACAGAUUUGUAUAAAGUUCACCAAUGAAGCUCCGUCAGGAAUUAAAGCCGGUCUCCUAAGAACAUACACAUCGAUGAACCAAGACCAUUUGGACUAUUCGGACUGCUGGCAGUACAUACCCCUGGUGUACGCCAUAUCUUUCCUGCACACCGUCGUCCAGGAACGCAGAAAAUUCGGACCUCUCGGGUGGAACAUACCGUACGAGUUUAAUUCCGCCGAUUGGCUGUCAAGCUGUUUGUUCCUGCAAAACCACCUGGACGACAUCGAUCCUAAGAGAGGGAUCAGCUGGCAAACGCUCAGAUACAUGCUCGGCGAAGUUCAUUACGGCGGCAGGGUGACCGACGACUUUGACAAACGGUUACUGAACACCUUCUGCACCGUUUGGUUCAGCGACAACAUAUUCAGCGAGAACUUUCUGUUCUACAAGGGAUACAAGAUCAUAACCUUCAAGCAAGUGACCGAUUACCUGUCCGUCAUCGAAACUUUCCCGGCCACGGAUCCGCCGCAGGCCUAUGGACUGCAUUCCAACGCAGACAUCACGUACCAAACGAAUACUACGAUAAUGAUGUUUGACCAGAUGCUGGCCAUUCAACCGAAGGAAUCUGGCGGUGGAGGCGGCGAGUCACGCGAGACCGUAGUAGGCCGACAAGCCAGCGAUAUGUUGUCGAAGUUGCCGAAAAAUUACGAUCCGUUUGAAGUGAAGGAGAGGUUAAGGCUUAUGAACCACCUGAACCCUUUAAAUAUAUUUCUGCGGCAGGAAAUUGACAGGAUGCAGAAAGUAAUAUUUUUAGUUCGAAGCACGUUGCAAGACCUUCUGCUGGCAAUAGAAGGAACCAUAAUUAUGAGCGAGGCUUUGGGGGACGCCUUGGACAACAUAUACGACGCCAAAGUACCGUUCAUUUGGCGUAGGGGCUCUUGGGACGCGAACACGCUCGGUUUCUGGUUCACGGAGCUGGUCGAACGGGACAACCAGUUCCGGAAUUGGUGCUUCAACGGGAGGCCACCCUCUUUCUGGAUGGCCGGCUUCUUCAACCCGCAAGGGUUCCUGACGGCCAUGAAGCAAGAAGUCGCCAGAGCCCAUAAAGGCUGGGCAUUGGAUCAGGUAUCUCUCUUUAACGAGGUGACCAAAAACGUCAGAGAGGAGAUCAAUAAAGGCCCGCCGGAGGGAGUAUUCGUAUAUGGUUUGUUCCUCGAUGGUGCUGGAUGGGACAAAAAACACGCACGUUUGGCGGAAUCUAUAAAUAAAGUCCUGUAUACUAUGAUACCGGUUGUUCAGAUUUAUGCUGUUUAUUCCACUGGUCCUCCUCCGGCUAACCUCUAUGUGUGUCCUGUUUACAAGAAAGCGAGAAGAACGGGUCUCAACUACAUCACCGUUCUUUACCUGCAAACGAUAAAACCACCGGAACACUGGACGCUACGCGGCGUUGCCUUACUCUGUGAUACACAGUGA